UUGCAGAUGCGAUGCGCUUUGCCUUUCUCGAUCGUGGUCAUCAUUGUCAUACAUAUAUGCUCUCGCACUGUAGAAUCGGUGUAUCGCGUGCUUCUUUCUACCCAAUUAAAGUGUGAGGCCAAAAGGUUCAUUUAUACAUAGUUCGUUGACGAUCAUCAUCACGUUCGCGUUCCUUUCUCGAAUUUGUGCGAUAUCUCAUGAUUUUUUUUCUACUUUGCUUUGAAAACUGGUGAACGGUGCGGGUUGUUCGUUUGGUGGGGUCAAUAUAUGUAGUGUAGUGUAGUGUGUGCUUUGUUUCAGACACUAGCGCGCUUUAUCGUUAUCGGUUAUUUAUUAUCGUCUUCCAUAUCCUGUUACGCUGUUACCGUUUUCUAUACACGGGUGUAUGCAUACAGCAUGAAUGCUAAUCAUUUUAGAAAACAUGUGACAUGUCUGUUUUGCGAUCGUGUGGAAUGUUUAUAUUUAAUAAAUAUCCAAUGUUUGUUUAGUUAAUUGAUACAAACUUUAAACAUUUUGCUCUCAAGUGCUAGAAAUUCCGAUUAAUUAUGUGAGCUGAUUCAGCCUGUGGUAUGAAUAAUAAUUGAUAGAUUCAUUGCUUAUUUUUGUGGUAGUUCCGUGUUUCACCAAUAUAAUUGCAAUUAUCGCGAUUUCUACACUAUAUUUGUGUUGGUAACAAUCAACGUUAACGAAUAGUAAUACUGUUGAGACAUGCCCCGGAACACAAGUUUAAGUGGAGAAAGAAAAGAAAUAUCGCCCAUCAAGUGAUAAAAGACGUGAUAUCUUAUCAGUGGAAAAAUACAAAUGAUUUCAGUUAGCAUUCGCAGUUAUUAGUGUUUGUUGCGGCAAACGGACGUUCGCGUUUGUAUUAUUGCAAAGACGACAAAUUGCUAACAGUGCUAAAUUUGGAAUUCGCAAGAAACAAAGUGAAGAACACACUUCAAUUGCGCGCAAUGAUAUAGCAAGAUAAGUUUCUGAGUUGAAGAUUUCGCAGUUCAUGUGUAGUGCCAUGGAGUAAUGGAAUGCCGGUUAACAAUUAUUAUCUUUUAAUAAGGCCGCGGAAAAAAGUGGAUUACGUCAGAUACGACAGAUAAAGAAAAGAAGAGACGAAUCAUCCGAAAAAGGUGAAAAGAAAAGACUGACGAUAGAAUGACGAUGGGAAACAUGCGACCACUGAAAAUUACUACUGUCGGUGACGGAAUGGUCGGGAAAACAUGUAUGCUUAUCACGUACACUCAAAACGAAUUUCCUAGCGAAUAUGUACCGACAGUAUUCGAUAAUCAUGCUUGUAACAUUACAUUAGAUGAAAAAGAGUAUGCUCUUACGCUUUGGGACACAGCAGGACAGGAAGAUUAUGAACGAUUACGGCCACUUAGCUAUCCUAACACGGACUGUUUUCUCAUUUGUUACUCCAUAUCAAGUAAAACAUCGUUUGAUAACGUUCUUUCGAAGUGGUACCCCGAGAUAAGGCACUUUGCACCAAAUGUUCCAAUCGUGCUAGUUGGUACCAAGAGCGAUCUUCGUGUACAUGGAUCAGAAAAGUUUGUAACCACGGCUGAAGGUAAAAAGCUGAAACAUAAGAUAAAAGCUUACUCACUAGUUGAAUGUUCUGCGAAAAAAAAACUCAAUCUCGGUGAUGUAUUCGAUGAAGCUGUUCGUGCGGUGGAAAAAAAGCCGCACACCAGGCCACGUGUGUGCGUGAUACUUUGAAAGUUAUAUUAGAUGUUUAUAUUAUGAAUAAUUACAAUAGAUAAUAGUUAUAAUAACUCACAAUAUAUUGUUAGCUUGUAACUCUCAGUUGGUCUCGAGGUACGACACUGGUCUAACAAACUAGUUAUCGUAUGUUCGAAUCUCGACUGGGAGAGACUAUUGGAGUCAAUAGGAUCGUACCACUAGCGCAGGGAUUGUCUUAUCACUAACAGUUGGCUGCAAAGUCUGUCGAACAAAAAUCAGAAAGUUGAAUUCCAACAUAGCGCCUAGACUUUGCUUUUUAUGAUUAGUUUAUGGCCAGUGAUGAUAAGUCUUCUACUUAAAGUUAAACACGACGAUUUCCUUAGUCCAUUUAAAAAAUGUAUAUAAUUUACCUUCAGACUAAACAGAAUUGUACGUUGACGCAUCCGUCAGCACUAUUUUAAAAGUUAACACGACGUGCAAUUCUGUUCGACCCUUAAACUACGACAGUCGUUGAUGCAAGUGCUGUAUACGUAGCACUCGUAAAUAUUUUUUUUACCGAUAUAGUAUUGAAUUUUAUGAGAUUUAUAUAUCGGAUAUAAUAAAUUGCUGAACUAGUUUUUAAGAUGAGUCACGAAAGAAAGGAAUACAUUAGCAAUGUUGAUUCUUUAUCGCUUUCACAACGAUAUGAUAGUAGGGAGCCUGUAACUAGUCAUUGAUUAUCCCUGUAAUCAUUGAAUAUGUAAUUUAAAAAAUAAAUAUAAUCUGUUGAGUGUAAUAUUGUUUUUCUUUGGGACGCAAUUUAUGUAAAAAAUAAAUAGUAAAAAAAUAAAUAAAAUACG
Molecule: messenger RNA, 2510 nt
Organism: Sabethes cyaneus
Lineage: Eukaryota; Metazoa; Arthropoda; Insecta; Diptera; Culicidae
Gene: RhoL
Product: ras-like GTP-binding protein RhoL
Exons: 6
Coding region: 1147-1707 (186 amino acids)
Biological process (GO): small GTPase-mediated signal transduction
Molecular function (GO): GTPase activity; GTP binding
Source: RefSeq, a predicted model, not a curated record